Sinocyclocheilus rhinocerous is the source of this 1652-nucleotide messenger RNA. RefSeq names its product inactive serine protease 35-like. Gene Ontology annotation, biological process: proteolysis. The transcript has a single exon. NCBI's taxonomy places the organism in Eukaryota, Metazoa, Chordata, Actinopteri, Cypriniformes, Cyprinidae. Bases 10 to 1281 code for a protein of 423 amino acids. The record is from RefSeq and is a predicted model, not a curated record. Gene Ontology annotation, molecular function: serine-type endopeptidase activity.
CUCUCUGCAAUGGGCCCGGUACCCUUAACGCUCCUGCUUUGCAUCUCAGCACUGGCUGUGCUGGUGUCUGCAGCAGUGGACGAUCCCAUAGGUGACGAUGACACCUGGCCGCAGAGGAAAGUACCACUGGUACAAGAAAAGCAAACAGUGCAUCUGGGCAGUUCUGAGUUUUUGGCUAAGCCGCAGACUGAGCUCCAUGGAAUAUGUGGCAUUGAGUGCCAGCGGGGUCUCCCAGAGCCCAGCCUGGACGAUCUGGAGCAGCUACUGUCCUACGAGACAAUGUAUGAAAAUGGAACCCGCACGCUAACCACCGUCACCAUACAGGAGCUAAACGUUAGUGUUGAUUGGACGGAAGGUUUUGGGUUACGUUCUCGACGCAGACGAGAAGUCUAUGGCAUGGACACACGGUUUACCAUCGCUGACAAGCAGUACUCCUUGAAGUAUCCAUUCUCCACGUCUGUGAAGAUCUCCACGGGUUGUUCUGGAGUGUUGGUGUCCCCCAAACACGUCCUGACUGCUGCUCAUUGCAUCCACAAUGGUACGGACUACCUGGAUGGGGUACAGAAACUCAGCGUUGGUGUGCUGAAAGAACGUUCCCGCCAAAAAGGGAAGGGACGGAAAGGGAAAGGACGGAAGGGGAAAGGCAAGAGGAAGCAUAAAGAAGAAGAGGAGGAGGAGGAAAUCAAUGAAAAUAUAGAGAUUGGAGAGAAGCAGGAGCGUGAGAGAAAAGGCAAAGGCAGGAGAAACCGUAGUCGCCGCAGCACCACCUCCGAGCAGCCCUCGUUCCGAUGGACCCGGGUGAAACAGAUGCAGGUGCCGAAGGGCUGGUUUAAAGGGAUCUCGGAGAACGUUGUGGCUGAUUAUGACUACGCCAUCCUGGAGCUUAAAAGGGCGCAGAAGACCAAAUACAUGGAUCUCGGUGUCGUCCCCUCCGUCAAGAAGCUGCCUGCAGGACGUGUCCAUUUCUCGGGAUUCGACGACGACCGGCCAGGCAACCUGGUGUACCGCUUCUGCUCCGUGUCCGAGGAGUCCAAUGACCUGCUGUACCAGUAUUGCGAUGCAAAGCCUGGCUCCAGUGGCUCGGGUGUCUACAUUCGUCUCAAAGAGCCUGGCAAGAAGAAGUGGAAGCGAAAGAUCAUUGGAGUGUUCUCUGGUCACCAGUGGGUGGAUGUUAAUGGGAUGCAGCAGGAUUACAACGUGGCCGUGCGAAUCACACCCCCCAAGUACGCACAAAUCUGCCUCUGGGUCCAUGGGGACUCCAGCCAGUGUCUGGGCACUUGAGAGACUCCAUCAGCCCGUCUGACUGCCACUGUCCCGGCUCUCAGCAACCCUUGUGCCUCCCAUUUGUGCACUACACAAACUGCUGCAUUCAUCAACACUAAAGACUAUAACACACCUACCAUUGAAUUUUUUCAAGCUAUUUUGAUACCUUAAUUUAUUUUAUUAGACCAUUUUUGUUAUGAAUCAGUUAGAGCGAAUGUAUAUCUAGAUUAAGUUGUCCUAAUGAGAAUUAAUUCUGUCCUAAACUGUCGUUUUGAAUUAGAAAAUGUACUUCAGUCAGUGUUGUUUGAUAUGGGAGGCAUUUGUUUUGUCUGGUAAUCUGUCUGGAUAUCUUGAAGUAGAAAGCUAGAUGACUAGUUGACACAAGGAAA